GGUGGGACUAUGCCAAUUCCAAGGGAGAAUCUUCUUCUAGUAUUUUUCCUAAAAUUCAAAACCUCCUUUGCCUGUCUUCUGAAAUUCCUUGGCAUCUUUCCUUUCUCCUACCAUAGCAAAAGCUUUAAGACACGUGGGAAAGUGUAAUUGCAGAGGUACUGGCAUCAGCUGAACUUAAUGGGCACAAACAACUCAUACAAUUGAUUUGUUUCAUUAAUUCUCAGUUUCAGUUCAUUGAAAGCUUCUGCAGUGUGGUGUUUGUGCACAGAAUAGCUGUAGGAUGGGAUGUGUAAGGGGUCCUGCAGCAUGGUCACAAUGCAGAUCUGCCCCUCCUGAACAGGAUGGAGCAUCAGGAAUGGGGCAGUCAGCCUUAUUUUAAUGAGUGUCGGGGUCGGAUCAGGUGUUUUUUAGGCUGGGCGUUAACGUUUGUGUUGAAGGCAGUAAUACUGAGUGACUGGACUGAGCAUGGCGUGUAAUCUAGCGGAAAGGUCUGUGCCAUGGUGCUCUACGUGUUUCCAUGGUAUCAGUUCACUUCUCCAGGGUGAGCUGUGUGGCCAAACCCUGAAACUUUGUCCUCUACCUGGGGAAUUUUGUGCUUCCAGUGGUGUUUAUAAAGCCAAUACUCUGUGCUUGUCUGUGUGCCUUGUGCUGCUUGCUGUUUCAAGAAAGAGCUACCACAUCUUAGAGUAAGAUUUUGUUUGAAUAGCAGGGGUCAGCCUCUAGGGAGGUAAGAAAUUAGAUCAGAGAAUGACAAUUGCUAAAUCAAUGCAAAUACAGAUAAAUACAAAUCUUCAGAAAUGUCCAGAGAAAACUAUAGCAACAUGUUGUAACAGUACUGCAUGCAAAGCCUGUGAGCCCUCGGCACUAAACUGUAAGAAAAGUGUAGGAAUAGGGCUUUACAGCCUCAUGAAAACUUUGUAGUCAAAGCUAACGUAAAAAAGGGCUUCACUUGCUACUGGCCAUGAUGUAGAAUUGUAUAUUGAGGGAUUAAAGCUUUGAGAAGGCAGUGCUGCUCCCCUGUGCAGUAAUGGUGAUAAGCCAGGAUAAAAGUUGUGUGUGAUUCUGUGUGCUGAAGGUGGCAGAGGGAAGUACUCCAUGACUGCCAUGGCUAACUUGGGCGUGAGAAGGUUUGCCUAUCAAAGCCUCAGUCAGGGGUGGAGGAGCUCCUGCACUCUGGAAGCACCAUUCCAGCCUGUGCUGUGGUUCAGUCCCCACCUUCCCCUCAAACCGGCAUCCCGGCACCAAUAGCAUUGCACUGCACACCCAUUAUUCCUGAAAACUGGAAUGCUGACCCUCCUCUUGGUUCCAUGCUGCUCCACCAAAGCUCCUCCAGUCUUUCAGUCAUUGGCUCAGGUGGGAGUGGUCCAAGUGCUGCUGGCCUCCUCCUCCUGCUUUCCCUGCUGGAGCCGGGUCCUUUUGGGACAGGUGGGGCCGGGCAUCUCUCACGCACCUCGGUGACCACACGUGGCUGUGCCAGCUCAGCCUGGUCUGGCCGUGGGCUGUGCCUGGCCGUGGGUAUCCCGGGGGAAAGGGGUGGUGGUACUGUCCUGCUGUCACAGGAAGAAGCUGUUUCCUGCAGACCUCUGCUCUGCAUCCUGGUGCUGUGCGCUUUGCUCCAGCGUGACCCAGCUCAGCAGCCUCCAGCCUCUCUCUCUUCCCUGAAUGGCAGGCUCCUAAAGCCUCCCCUGGAGGUGCAUAACUCUGUAUAGGAAACUUAAUCCUGCUGACUCCAGGUUCCCAGGACUCCUAGGAUGAGGCUGCUGUGAAGGACUGGUGGAUCCCCUGCCUGUGCUGUGGUGCCUGCUGAUUCCCUGCGAUCCCCUUUCCAGCUGGAGCACCGUUACCAAGGCUGCUGGGAAGAAUGACUGUUGGAUGCCUACUGCAACCCCCUGUGCUGGGGAGGACUUGGCUCCCCGUGCUGCUGCUGGCAGCCUCUGCUCACUGCCACUGGCCCAGCGAGCCGGCAGAAGUGGUUCGGGACUGGGAGAACCAGCUGGAGGCCUCCAUGCACUCGGUGCUCUCGGACCUGCGGGAGACUGUGCCGGCGGUGGUGGGCAUACCCGACAGCUCUGCCGUGGUGGGACGCUACUUCAGAGUCUCCAUCCCCACAGAUUUAAUUGCUUCCAAUGGAGAGGUUGUCCAGAUCUCUGAAGCUGGGAAGGACUCCUUGCCUUCUUGGUUGCACUGGAAUGCAGAGAGCAGCUCCCUGGAAGGGCUGCCCCUUGACACGGACAAGGGUGUCCACUACAUCUCGGUGACCACUCUGCAGCCCUUCCCGAAUGGGAGCUAUGUCCCACAGACCACAAACGUCUUCUCCGUUGAGGUCCACCAAGAGGACCACAACGAGCCUCAGUCGGUGCGAGUGGCCGUCCAAGACACGAGUGACACAGCGCCCUUCGUCUGUGGCUCAGAAGAGCCCGUCACUAUCCUGACUGUCAUUUUGGAUGCCGACUUAACAAAAAUGACACCAAAGCAGAGGAUUGAACUCUUAAACAGAAUGAGAAGCUUUUCAGAGGUGGAACUUCACAACAUGAAGUUGGUUCCUGUUGUAAAUAACAGACUCUUUGACAUGUCAGCUUUCAUGGCUGGACCAGGAAAUGCAAAGAAGGUGGUGGAAAACGGGGCCUUACUCUCAUGGAAACUGGGAUGUUCCCUGAGCCAAAACAGCGUCCCCAACAUCAGCAAGGUGGAGGCUCCAGCUAAGGAAGGAACCAUGUCUGCCCGCCUUGGCUACCCGGUUGUUGGCUGGCACAUUGCUAACAAGAAACCUCACCUCCCAAAGAGGAUGCGGCGGCAGAUCAACGCCACCCCUACGCCUUUGACUGCCAUCGGGCCGCCCACCACUGCCGCACAAGAGCCGCCCACCAGGAUUGUCCCCACCCCGACGUCGCCAGCCAUCGCGCCUCCCACAGAGACAACGGCACCCCCUGUCCGGGAGCCCAUUCCACUGCCGAGGAAGCCAACAGUCACCAUCAGAACCAGAGGCCCCAUUGUCCAGACGCCCACGCUGGGGCCAAUCCAGCCAACCAGGGUAGCAGAAGGCACGGGCACGGCCUCCGUGCCGAUUCGCCCCACGAUGCCUGGGUACGUAGAGCCCACAGCGGUGAUCACACCGCCCUCAACUACCACCAAGAAGCCGAGAGUCUCCACCCUGAAGCCAGCCACGCCGUCCACGACAGAUUCCUCCACGGCAAUAACACGAAGGCCCACUCGAAGGCCCAAAACACCCCGUCCAACAAAGCCUCCCAGCACAACCAGAUCGCCCAUCUCCAAGCUGACAACAGCCUCUCCGCCGUCCCGCGUGCGCACCACAGCCAGCGGGCUGCCCCGGCCCUGGGAGCCAAACGAGCCACCCAAGCUGACGAACCACAUCGACAGGGUCGAUGCCUGGGAGGGCACGUACUUCGAGGUUAAGAUACCAUCAGACACCUUCUACGACAAGGAGGACACCACCACUGACAAGCUGCAGCUGACCUUGAAGCUGAAGGAGCAGCAGAUGAUUGAGGAGAAUUCAUGGGUGCAGUUCAACAGCACCAGCCAGCUCAUGUAUGGCAUGCCAGACCACAACCACAUUGGGAAGCAUGAGUACUUCAUGUAUGCCACCGACAAGGGCGGGCUUUUUGCCGUGGAUGCUUUUGAAAUCCAUGUCCACAAACGCCCACAUGGGGACAAGUCUCCGGUGAAGUUCAAGGCCAGGCUGGAAGGGGACCACAAUGCAGUGGUGAAUGACAUCCAUAAGAAGAUCAUGCUGGUGAAGAAGCUGGCUCUGGCAUUCGGCGACAGGAACAGCAGUACAAUCACAGUGCAGGACAUCGCCAAAGGCUCCAUCGUAGUGGAGUGGACCAACAACACGCUGCCCCUGGAGCCUUGCCCUCGGGAGCAGAUCCGGACUUUGAGCAAAAAAAUUGCGGAUGACUCCGGCAGGCCGAGCCCAGCUUUCUCCAAUGUCCUGCAGCCUGAGUUCAAGCCUCUGAAUGUGUCUGUGGUCGGUUCCGGCAGCUGCAGGCACAUCCAGUUUGUCCCCGUGACCAAGGACGGCAGGGUGAUCUCAGAGGCCACGCCAACGGUGGCAGCGGGCAAAGACCCCGAGAAGAGCAGCGAGGACGAUGUGUACCUGCACACCGUCAUCCCUGCCGUGGUGGUGGCCGCCAUCCUCCUCGUGGCUGGCAUCAUUGCCAUGAUCUGCUACCGCAAGAAGAGGAAAGGCAAGCUGACCAUCGAAGACCAAGCCACCUUCAUAAAGAAAGGCGUGCCCAUCAUCUUCGCCGACGAGCUGGAUGACUCCAAGCCCCCGCCGUCCUCCAGCAUGCCCCUCAUCCUCCAGGAGGAGAAAGCCCCUCUGCCCCCUCCAGAGUACCCCAACCAGAGCAUGCCGGAGACCACGCCGCUCAACCAGGACACCAUCGGGGAGUACACUCCGCUGCGGGACGAGGACCCCAACGCGCCGCCCUACCAGCCUCCCCCGCCCUUCACGGCACCCAUGGAGGGGAAAGGCUCCCGCCCGAAGAACAUGACCCCCUACAGGUCCCCACCUCCCUACGUGCCCCCUUAACAAACAGGAGGCUCUCGGGGGAGAAGGGGCCUCCAGCUCCACACCGGUGCUGUCUGUGGGCCGGCAGCCCCCUCGCCAGCCGGGAACGUGAAAGCCCAGCCCGCUCCCCAGCAGGCUCUCCCCGGCUGCGCCCGCCGCACCGGAGCGCUCGCGGGACUCGGGGGGACACUUGUUUUAUUUUUGCCUAACAAGCUUUGGUUUUAUUUUAUUCAUAGAAAAAAAUUCUCGGCUCAAAGACGCCUUCCCGGCGGCUGGGCUUCGGCCGGGGCCGGGCGGUGGGCAGGGAGGGGGGUCGGGAUGGGUCGGGCCGGGUCGGGAGGAGCAGGCAGCACUGGGGUAGCACUCUGGGUCUCCGCUGUUUGCCUUUAACACUAACUGUACUGUUUUUUCUAUUCACGUGUGUCUAGCUACAGGACGUAACAUGAAAGGUAGCCUAAAAAUAAUUAAAUUCAAGGGACUUUCUGAAGUCGAUGGUUUAAGUUUUUACAUUUAAUCUGCUGUUUACCUAAACUGGGAUGUGUAGUUUUUGGGGAGGGGGAGGGCAGUGCUGUGCUGCAGGCGAGCUCCACGGGCUGGUCAGCGGGGCCAGCCAGCCUCCUCCUCCUCCUCUUGGGGUGGAUCAGCUUCUUGGUUUGGGGUUUGAUUAUUUUAUCAUUUUUAUUUUAUUUUUAAUCAAAGAAAUCCUAUCUUUCGCACGCAUCAUAAAAUAGUCAUGAGUUGGGUCAGCCUGGCCUGGGGUGCCCAUGGCUGAGCAGGGGGUGCAUCGCUGUGCCGGGGAAUGCAAGUGGCAGGGUGAGCUGAGCCCUGUGCCACGACGAACUUCUCUGCUUCCCCGCGAGCACCAGAGUUGGGGGGGUCGAUUUGAAGCAAAACCCCUUCCCCAUGGGGUGUUUUGAUGAGAGUAGGGUGUGUUCUCUGUCCCGGCUGCUCCUUGGGACUGUGCAGGAAUGGCCUGGCUGGCUUCAUGCUGGCACUCCAGCCUGGACACGGAUGGAAAAGAUAAAAAAAGUUUAAAAAAUAAAUAAAUAAAAAGAAAAAAAAAAAAGGCGCCAGGAAUAGUUAAUAGUUGAAAAAAAUCGGUGAAUUCUCAAAUCUAAUUUUUUACUAAAUUUUUGAUACAGACUCCGAUUGUUUUAUUAAAAAAAAAGACUUAAAAACCGG
Molecule: messenger RNA, 5713 nt
Organism: Motacilla alba alba
Lineage: Eukaryota; Metazoa; Chordata; Aves; Passeriformes; Motacillidae
Gene: DAG1
Product: dystroglycan 1
Exons: 3
Coding region: 1862-4552 (896 amino acids)
Biological process (GO): nerve development; morphogenesis of an epithelium; axon guidance
Cellular component (GO): basement membrane; dystrophin-associated glycoprotein complex; dystroglycan complex
Molecular function (GO): calcium ion binding; laminin binding
Source: RefSeq, a predicted model, not a curated record